GCCACUAUGACCCCCACACACUCUCUCUCUUACUCCAUCAAGUAACGGUGGGGCCCACCAGGAGUUCUUCAGUUGUUGUUGUUUCUCUUCUUCGUCCUCCUUCUCCACGCAGUAUGGCGUCCAACCGCAACGGCGUCCAAAGGGGAAGCGCUAAGUUCGAUCGUCCCCUCAAGCCCCGCCUCCGCCCCUCCUCCCCCUCGCCGGGAUCCGCCCUUCGCCGCCCCGCCAGAAACUCCCACGCCGUGCCUGGAAGAGUUCGAGUGGCUGUAAGAUUGAGACCACGAAAUGCUGAAGAAAUGAUGGCGGAUGCUGAUUUUGCUGACUGUGUUGAAGUACAACCAGAGCUUAAAAGACUGAAACUUCGUAGAAACAAUUGGGAUUCGGACACUUAUGAGUUCGAUGAGGUGCUUACCGAAUUUGCUUCACAGAAACGCGUCUAUGAAGUUGUGGCUAAGCCAGUUGUGGAGAGUGUUCUUGAUGGUUACAAUGGGACUGUGAUGGCUUAUGGUCAAACUGGAACUGGGAAAACUUUUACCCUUGGACGACUAGGGGAUGGUGAUGCCUCUGAUCGUGGUAUCAUGGUUCGUUCCAUGGAGGAUAUUUUUGCCGACUUAUCUCCAGAUACUGAUUUUGUCACAGUCUCGUAUCUACAGCUUUACAUGGAGACUCUCCAGGACUUGCUUAAUCCAGCAAACGAUAAUAUUCCUAUAGUGGAAGACCCAAGAAAUGGUGAUGUAUCUUUGCCCGGGGCAACUCUUGUAGAAAUCACAGACCAACAGAGUAUUUUGGAGUUGUUAAGAGUAGGGGAAGCUAAUCGAGUAGCUGCUAACACAAAAUUGAAUACCGAAUCUUCCCGCAGUCAUGCUAUUCUGAUGGUACAUAUUAAGAGGUCUGUCUUGGAAAGUGAGGAUAUUGUAUCUAGUCAAAAUGGUGAUGCCUCUCACUUGACUAAACCUUCAAAACCGCUUGUUCGGAAGAGCAAGUUGGUUGUGGUAGAUUUAGCAGGUUCAGAACGUGUCCAUAAAUCAGGAAGUGAAGGGCACAUGCUAGAGGAAGCUAAAUCUAUCAAUCUUUCACUUAGUUCACUGGGAAAAUGUAUUAAUGCUCUAGCAGAGAACAAUGCUCAUGUUCCAUUUCGCGAUUCAAAGCUCACCAGGAUGCUUCGUGAUUCUUUUGGAGGCACAGCUAGGACUUCAUUGAUUGUGACUAUUGGCCCAUCUCCACGUCACCGAGGAGAGACUUCUAGUACCAUAUUGUUCGGCCAAAGGGCGAUGAAAGUUGAGAAUAUGCUGAAAAUAAAGGAGGAAUUUGAUUAUAAAAGCUUAUCUCGAAAGCUUGAGAUACAAUUAGAUAAGCUUAUUGCUGAAAAUGAGAGGCAGCAGAAAGCUUUUGAGGAUGAAGUUGAAAAAGUAAAUUUGGAGGCACAAUGUCGUAUUGCUGAGGUUGAGAGGAAUUUUGCAGAUGCACUAGAGAAAGAGAGACUAAAAUGCCAGAUGGAGUACAUGGAAUUGGUUAAGGAGCUGGAGCAGAAGUUGGUGUUGAAUCAAGAAAGACAUGACUGCAAUAAUUUUGUGGCUGAUAAUGGAGAGGGGCCUGCAUCAUCGUCUGCAGAUGAAGUUGCUGAGGCCAAAAUGCUGCUUGAAACAGAAAGAAAUCGGAGAAAGGCAGCUGAAGAAGAGGUAGAACGUCUAAAAAGUCAGUUGGGGAAACAUACGCAAGCAGAGGCAGAAGAUGUAGAGAUUAUAAAGCUUCGCAACAUCUUGGAGGAUGAGGCUAAUCAGAAAAAAAGACUUGAAGAAGAAAUAAUAAUACUACGAAGUCAAUUAUUGCAAUUGAAUUUUGAAGCUGAUCAGAUGAGAAGGUGUUUGGAAAAUGGAAGCUCUGGGAGCACAUUUUCUGCCACUGAUUCCUCCAUGACUCAAGUUAGGCAUUCCCAAUUCAAGGACACUGGGAAUGGUCAGAAGUCAUCUGUUGCUACACUCUUUGAGCAAGUUGGAUUGCAAAAGAUUUUGUCUUUGCUGGAGUCAGAUGAUGCCAAUGUACGAAUUCAUGCUGUGAAAGUGGUGGCCAACCUAGCAGCUGAAGAGGCUAAUCAAAAGAGAAUUGUUGAAGCUGGUGGUCUUAGUUCCUUGCUGAUGCUUCUUCGAAGAUACGAGGAUGAAACUGUUCGCAGAGUAGCUGCUGGGGCUAUUGCCAAUCUAGCUAUGAAUGAAGCAAAUCAAGAACUUAUUAUGACUGAAGGAGGAAUUACUCUGCUAUCAAUGACUGCAUCAGAUGCUGAAGAUCCACAAACUCUUCGAAUGGUUGCUGGGGCAAUUGCUAAUCUAUGUGGAAAUGAUAGAAUAUUGAUGACUCUCAGAUCUCAGGGAGGUAUAAAGGCUUUACUUGGAAUUGUGAGAUGUGGACAUCCUGAUGUCCUUUCCCAAGUUGCACGAGGAAUCGCUAACUUUGCAAAAUGCGAGUCUCGAGCUUCUAAUCAAGGGAUAAAAAGUGGGAGAUCUUUUUUGAUAGAAGAUGGUGCCCUUCCGUGGAUAGUACAAAAUGCUAAUAAUGAAGCAGCACCAAUCAGGCGUCACAUUGAGCUUGCACUAUGCCACUUGGCACAGCAUGAAGUGAAUGCAAAGGACUUGAUUAGUGGAGGUGCUCUUUGGGAGCUUGUUCGGAUAUCACGAGAUUGUUCACGAGAAGACAUUCGGAAUCUUGCUCGUAGAACUCUGAGUUCUGUAUCAACAUUCAAAUCUGAAUUGCGGCGAUUGCGUAUAGAUUAUUGAUUGCAAAUCUACUACUACGUGGUACUCGAGAAUUAUUGCUGGUGGCAUUUGUUGAAUGCUAUUUUUGGGUUCAGAGAAGCAGCAGCAGCAGCAGGGGUUUAGCAUCUAGCUAGCCAUUACUGACAAGAAUGGGAAGGGUAGAGAGAGAAGAAUGUUUUGUUAAACACCCAAUAUUGUAUUUAUUGAUUUAUGUAAGUAAUUAAUGAAAAUUAUUUUUUUGUUGGCUGAACGAAAGUAUUCGUUCUCAA
This is a messenger RNA of Cajanus cajan (pigeon pea), 3019 nucleotides long. RefSeq names its product armadillo repeat kinesin 2 (gene ARK2). Gene Ontology annotation, molecular function: microtubule binding; ATP binding; plus-end-directed microtubule motor activity. The record is from RefSeq and is a predicted model, not a curated record. Gene Ontology annotation, cellular component: mitotic spindle; spindle microtubule. Gene Ontology annotation, biological process: spindle elongation; microtubule-based movement; mitotic spindle assembly. NCBI's taxonomy places the organism in Eukaryota, Viridiplantae, Streptophyta, Magnoliopsida, Fabales, Fabaceae.